AUGACUAGGGCAGCAGCGAAGCCUGGAGCUCCCAUUGGGGGUGAGAUCAUACCUAUGACUGCCUCUUUAUUUGCGUGUGCGACGAAAAAUUCCAAACUUUCGCUAUCGGACCAGGAGGAGUAUUUUAGGGAUGAAUUAACUCUUAUCCGUCACGGCGAGCGUCAAGACCACGCUGACCGCGGGUGGAGGGGUAGUCAUCUUCUCUCUGUGCAGGAUCCCCCACUGUCAAAUGCAGGGCGGAUGCAAUCCUUUGAGACCGCGCUUAGAUAUUAUGCCCUACAGAGGGAGAAGACGGUUGAGCAGCGCAUUCGUGGCAGAGUUUCCUUUUUUCUAGUGUCUCCAUUUCAUCGUUGUAUAGAAACAGCGAUAAUAUUAAAUAUUGUAGCAUUUCAAGGGUCCCUAGCCAUAUUCAUUAAUCCACAGCUCUCAGACUGGCAACAAUCUAAAGUUUUUCGCUCACCACCAGUCCUUAGCGGCCAAUACGCCAUGUCUCAAACCGGAAGGAUUGACAACGGGGGGAACGGAAAGCUGCUUUUUUUCUAUCCCCAAGUCAAGGCUUUGCGAGCCUCACUUGUACCUUUCCUACAAAUGCGCGCCGAGGAGGUUGGGAAAGGAACAAUUACAGAUGCAUUACCAGUUCCUCCUGAAGUUGCCCGGGAGUGGGUCCGAACACUUGAGAUGUCGCUCGACGAUCACUUGGAAUUGCCGGUCUGGACAGACAGUGCCUCUCAAAGCUUUAUCUUGGACAAAAUCGAAGCUUCCAACCCACAAAACAGUGAUGAUGGUCAUCAUUCAACAACCACGUUGUUCCCCUCAUUGAGCACGUCCUCGGACUAUUUUGGAUGCGGUGUGAAACAUCCAGAACGGAGGGCUGAUUUACUGAAGCGUUGCCAGCAGGUAGUUGAGACAUAUUUCCUGAAUAGUGAAUCGUCUGUUUUAACGAUUCCCGCGUCGGUUCGUGCAUCUGUAGAAAUAGAGAGGCGCAAUCAGUUGCCAAAGUACUUCAUACCUCGCUCAUCAGAACGACGAACUAGUAAAAACCAGACACAAACACCUCUAGCUCUCCUCCCUCCUUUACACGUCAUGGUAGUCACUCAUGGGGAUGUGAUUGCUGGCUUGGUUGAAAUUUGCUGCCCCAAGUACCUAAGCCACGGCGACGGCGUCUCGGUGCCGUACUGUAGCAUUACAACUCUUACGCGACAUAACAACUACUAUCGUAUCCCUUCUUUAAAUGAGCGUCAAAAGGUGGAUAGCAAAGCUGUUUCGUCUGCCAACAGGGGCCAUGGGGCGUCCAAAAAGGCUCAGGGUGCUCUGUGCAUGCAAAGUGCGGUCCCAUAUGGUAACUUGGCCGCUUCUCUUCUUCAUGAAACUGCAUCUGUGGGCUCUUUGGGCUUAUCCAUGAAUUGGCAAGUGGAGGAGUUUGGCUCUACCGACUUGCUUCGCACUCGAAUUUUUAUUAGAUACAACUAA
Molecule: messenger RNA, 1470 nt
Organism: Phytomonas sp. EM1
Lineage: Eukaryota; Euglenozoa; Kinetoplastea; Trypanosomatida; Trypanosomatidae
Source: the annotation of a GenBank genome assembly